AGGGAUCGUGAAGAAGGCAACGGAGGGUAUCCCUCCCUCUGCAACAUUUUCCAUCCACCGACUUUUGAUGCCGACUGGUCAGUGCUCUCACGGUGUAACCUUAACCACCCUUUUCCCUCCAUUCUCUCCCGCUCUCUCUUCACAGUCUCUCUCUCCCCUUUCCUCUUCACCGUUCUUCUCCCCCCAUAAAUUCAGGUAUGGACCCUAAAGUUUUCAUAUUUUGAGGUGCUGUUCCCUUGUCCAAGUAGCUGCCUGGUGCGUCCAGUGGUCGGUCGAAUUUCAGUCCUUUGCGUUCAUCCAUGGCCAGAGGUCCUGCUGCUUCUCUGCUUAGAAUUUAUUGUUCAAGGAAGGGUAGUUCUGGAGCUAGAGGUGUCUUGUUGAGUAGAUGUUUCGGCUCGGUUGGGCAACCAGGCCUGCUUGCGCCCCGGAUUCAUUCUCUUGAUGUGCCAAAUCAUCUGUCUUCGAGGAGUUCGAUAACCGCAGCUCCCCUUGAUUUAUUCAAUGGAUAUGGCAGGUUUUUGGGUCCUUUUUUUGUCGAUGCAAGAACCUUUUGUUCAUUGAUUGAGAACCGGGAGGAUAAAGAGGAUGGAUCGAUUCCUGACUCGGAGUUAGCUCUAAGAGAAAUUGAAGAUAGCAUUGAGCUCGAGGAGGGAAUUGUUUCUGAAGAGAGUAAAAAUGUGUGUUGUGCCCAUGUAGAGUCGCGCGAUCCCGUUGAAUUGUUUCGUGAGCUUUGUGAUGCCGAGAAGGCGGCAAAGUUUAGCCGGUCCGAUUACGAGACCUUAAUGGAGGUAUUCUAUAGCUUCUCCAAUUCAGGUUGGGCUUCUGAUCAGGCACUCGCUAUUUACAUUGGCCGGGCAUUCUUUCCCACUGCAGUUAUCAAGUUCCGCGCCUUCUUCUUGAAGAAAUGUUCAGCAGAUAUUGCUGGUUACUUAGUAAGGCUCAGCCCAACCGAUGAUGCCAUUAAGUUCUUGUUUCCCAUCUUUGUUGAGUUCUGUUUAAAGGAAUUUCCCAAUGAGAUCAGGCAAUUUAAGAGCAUGGUCACAUCGGCGGACUUGACAAAGCCCCAUAUGUGGUUCCCCUUCGCACGGGCAAUGAAGCGUAAAAUAAUUUACCACUGCGGUCCCACCAAUAGCGGGAAAACCUACAAUGCCCUUCAAAGGUUCAUGGAGGCAAAGAAGGGAAUUUACUGCAGCCCUCUGAGGUUACUGGCAAUGGAAGUUUUCGAUAAGGUGAAUGCUUUAGGUGUUUACUGUAGUCUCCUCACUGGACAGGAGAAGAAGCAAGUGCCCUUCUCGAACCACGUCGCGUGCACAGUCGAGAUGGUGUCCACUGAUGAUUUGUAUGAUGUGGCAGUGAUUGAUGAGAUUCAGAUGAUGGCGGACUCGUGCAGGGGCUAUGCAUGGACACGGGCUCUACUCGGACUCAAGGCGGACGAGAUCCACAUGUGCGGGGACCCUAGCGUGUUAAAUAUCGUGAGGAAGAUUUGCUCUGAUACAGGUGAUGAGCUGCACGAGUGCCACUAUGGGAGGUUCAAGCCGCUUGUGGUUGAAGCAAAGACUUUGUUAGGGGAUUUAAAGAACAUUCGCUCUGGUGAUUGUGUGGUGGCAUUCUCUCGGAGAGAGAUAUUCGAGGUGAAGCUUGCAAUUGAGAAACACACGGACCAUCGGUGCUGUGUUAUCUAUGGUGCCCUCCCACCUGAGACCCGGAGACAGCAGGCGAAUUUAUUUAAUGAUCAAGAUAAUGAGUAUGACGUGCUAGUUGCAAGUGACGCGGUGGGGAUGGGCUUGAACCUUAAUAUCAGGAGAGUAGUUUUUUAUGGGUUAACAAAGUAUAAUGGGCAAAAGAAUGUUCCUGUCCCAUCUUCUCAGGUUAAGCAGAUAGCUGGGAGAGCAGGGAGGAGAGGAAGCAUAUACCCCGAUGGGCUCACGACAACCCUACAUCUGGAUGAUUUGGAAUACUUGAUUCAGUGCUUGAAGGAACCCUUUGAGGAGGUCAAGAAAGUGGGCCUCUUCCCAUUCUAUGAGCAGAUCGAGCUUUUUGCUGGGCAGCUCCCAAACUUAACGUUCUCCCAGCUCCUCGAGCAGUUCCGUGAGAACUGCCGCCUCGAUGGUUCUUACUUCUUUUGCCAGCAUGAUCACAUAAAGAAGGUUGCGAACAUGUUGGAAAAGGUCAAAGGUCUGUCCCUUGAGGAUCGUUUCAACUUCUGUUUUGCACCUGUCAAUAUUCGGGAUCCUAAGGCAAUGUACCAUCUCCUACGGUUCGCUUCCUCAUACAGCCAGAAUUUGCCAGUUAAUAUCGCAAUGGGAAUGCCUAAAGGAUCUGCAAGGAAUGACACAGAACUGUUGGACCUUGAAACAAGACAUCAGGUUGUGUCCAUGUAUCUUUGGUUGUCUAACCACUUCAAGGAGGAAACAUUCCCCUAUGUGAAAAAGGCUGAGGAGAUGGCAACAAAUAUAGCAGCCUUGUUGGGCCAAUCUCUCAUAAAGGCAAACUGGAAACCAGAGUCGAGGCAGAUGAGGAAACCAAAGCCUGAAGGGAAAAAGUCUGAAGAGGGGGAUGGGGAUGAGAAACCCAGUUAUGAGAGGCCGAGGUCAAUUGCCAAGUUAUUCGAUAGUAAGAGGCAGAGUAGCUAUACGCCAAACAGGGAUGCAAGAAAAGUAGCUGCAUUGUAAAUCUAGCAGGUUAUACAUUAUAUCUCACUCUCUAUGCACAAAUAUUGAUCUUCGUUUUCAAUAGGCAACUAUAUACCAGAAAUGUAGUUUGUGAAAGUAACGCACUUGUAUUCUGGGUUAGAGAAUACAAUGCCUCAAUAGGUGAAGUUCUGAAUUUCGCUCUUCCAUGAAGGCGGUUUCAGCUGCAGAGGAAUGCAGUUUGGGGCCUGAUCAUCUGACACCGUUGUGGGUUAUACUAUCUGUACACUGCCUGUGCAGUGGGUUCAAGCACACUAAGACAGCUCCAUGUGAUCAAAUGGACCAGUAGAGGAUGAUCAUUUAGUCUUCGGGAACUGCAAAAUAAAAUGAGCAGCUGUCAGUCUCUGAAGAUGCUUAUCCAAGUACACUUGUAGUCAGAAAAGGGGAUUCCGAUGAGCGGCGCCCAUGUAGGCGUGCAGUGCAUGAGUAAAGGCCGUUCAUCCUGUGCUAUAGCAGUGGAGUUGUUCGACUGUAUUUUCUGUUAGGUUUUUUCCUUUUCUUGCAGGAAUAGGGAUUAGGGAAUUUUCUUUACUCUUUCUUCCUUGGUGUGGGUUAACAUAAUCUCUCCCUGGGAAUUUUGGAACGCCUAGUACAGAACGUAAUCUAUAUAUCUUGUAAUUUUUGAAUUAAAAACAUUCUUUUUGGAAAUUAAUCUUCUGUGCACCGAUGAGUUAAACACUGAA
Punica granatum (pomegranate) is the source of this 3373-nucleotide messenger RNA. Lineage: Eukaryota; Viridiplantae; Streptophyta; Magnoliopsida; Myrtales; Lythraceae. The record is from RefSeq and is a predicted model, not a curated record.